AUGGCCAAAGACAUCCAGUCUCGUGUCGAUGAAAAUAUUGCAGCCACGUCUCUCCCUUCAACUGCUCAAAGCUACUUCAGAGAACCAACCUUCCCGAGUAUUCUUUAUGGCCAUAUUGGAUUGAUGCUGCUGGCGUGGAUAGGAUGUUUUCCGAUUUUUGUGACAUUGGAUCUUGCGGGGUCAAGGUUUGCGUACCCUUCCCAAGUGCUCUUCUUGGGAUUGAACGCCAUCGGCAUAGUCUUUGGGCUGGCAUACAACAGCAAAACUCUGAACCUCUAUCCCGGCAGCGUACACCAUAAGAUUGGCUGGGCGUUGACAGGGAUUGCUGUUUCUCAAUUCCUCGCGAGAAUCUUGAGAAGCUACUUAAGCUACAGGCACACGAGAGGCAUGCCCGUCACGGCAUAUCACGAAGAGGAGCCGCUAGUGUCACCGUCGGCAUCAUGGAAUGGUUCCGAUGAGUAUCUUUACGAGGACCGGAGUGAUCGAGCAACUUCCAACCCACACCGUGCACCAUACCGAUCUGGAGAAGGGACGGGCGCCAACGGAAGCAGCCUCCGAAACAUGUCCGGGAUUCUCCUUCGGCCUUGGCGCCCCGUGCUUGGUGGACGGCACCGUAAGAACGGCACUUGGAUUAAACGCGAGUUCAAGUUCGUUGGAUCACUGCCGCUCGAUUCAAUCAUGGCGAAGACAUCAGUGACAUUCAGCACCGGGUUGGUGAUCUUAAUGUUCGUGACUAUUUGCACCGGGCUAGUUACAAUGGCGGGGAUAUUCCACGGCAAACACAUAUUCAAUGGCCUAGCGCAUUUUAUCAAGGGCGGAGUCUUCUUUGGCUUCGGCGUCAUAACUCUGUGGCGCUGGAUGAGCGGCUUUUCGGGCAUCGGACGGGCUUGGAACAACAAACACGCCGCAGGACCUCACCAUCAUGGGCCUGGUCGAUUCAUCACCAUGGAAUGGCUGGAAAGUUCUCUUAUCUUCAUUUAUGGCAUCAUGAAUGUUUUUCUCGAGCACCUAUCGGAAUGGGGAGGACGCUGGGUGGCGCAGGACUUCGAGCAUGUGGCUAUCUCGGUCUUGUUUAUUGGUGGCGGAUUGUGCGGAAUCAUGAUUGAACAUCAGGGUUAUGGAAGGUUGGCGAGGACGUCGCCGAUUACGCAGGGCGCCUCCCACACCAUCGAGGAGAAGCGGACUUUAACGCCUGGGUACUCUAUCAAUCCCAUCAAUCCAUUGAUCAUUUUUCUCUUGGGCAGAAUCCUUGGGGGCCACCAACAGGCCAGCGUCCAGUCUACCAUGAUGCAUCAAUGGGUUGGAAACCUCCUCACAGGAGCAUCAGCUGCAAGAUGUCUUACGUACCUAAUGCUGUAUCUGGCGCCUCCCACAUCCACGUCGCCUUCUCGGACUCCCUCAGAAUGUGUCACGUCGUUCUGUUUGAUGGCGGCAGGCAUCAUGCUGAUGGCUAGCAACCGAGACACAAUUGAUGCUAUGAUUGAGUAUGAUGUCAACGCGAUGGUCGUUGCGACCAUGGCAAUGAGCGUGACGGCUGCAUCUAUGGCCUGGUGUAUGGCCUUGGUCGCUGUGAAGCAGCUGUCGGGUAUGCUCUAUAGCCACUUGACCGUACCUGAACAGGAUCAGAACAGUCGCGACAUCGCGCGGUCCAACGAGCAAGACGCUCAAAAUCCGGGAAAUGGUGCCUCACAGGCACCGGACUUGUUCCUGGAUUUCAUAUACAACGGCUCCCCUGAUGAAAUCCAGGAGAACAACACCUACGAGGCCCCCAUGUCGUGGCUACAGGCCAUUGGCUCCUGGCGACGGAGGCACUCCUCGCUAGAUCUCGCCAUGUCCGCAAUAUUGAAUAUGGUCCGUCUGGGAGGAGACAGCGGCGACGAGCGACUCCAGCGUGAAGGGAUGGCCAAAUACGGCAGAGCCCUGAAGGAUGUCCAGAACAUCCUCGCCAGUGACCGUCUCGCCCUUGAGGAACUGACUCUGGCGAGUUGCAUGAUUCUGACCAUUUUCGAGGCUUGUCACCCAGUCCUACUUUAUGUGAUGGAACCUUCGGGAGGGAAUGUUUGUGGGUGGGCAAGCCAUGUCGAAGGUAUCUCGAGGCUAUUCCAGCUUCGAGGUCCAUCGCUGCAUGUCGCCGACCUGAGUCACCAUCUGUUCUUGGGCUUUCGACCCACCGCCAUCAUCCACGCCCUGGCUCUACGCAAGCCGACGUACCUAGCGGAGCCAGACUGGCUGACGAUCCCAUGGAUCAGGCAGUCCAAGACGGAUUUCCACCAUCUGCUGGACAUCAUGGCGCAAGUCCCGAAUUUCAUUGACAAGACGGAGCGCGUCCACAAAGUAUCGCAGUCCGGCAUGUGUAUCGGAAAGAGACGGGAGCUUCUGGAACAGGGAUGGGAACUACACCAGCAACUGAAAGAUUGGUAUCAAGACCUUACAAGAAGGGUUUCCGAGCCGUUCUACAUCGAGCGGCGCUCCUCGCUCUCCUGGCCUGACCCAGUGCCCAGGACGGACCUUGAAAAUGGGUUUCCGACAUUCUUACACUUUCAGACGUUCCAGAUCGCACGGAUGCAUCUCUUCUACUGGACGACGCUCCUCUUGCUCUAUGAUAAUAUCCUCAGAACAAUGCCCGCCUCUCUGAAUCCCACCGAGCUUGAUUCUGCCUCCGCUUCCACCAUCCUUCGCUUGACCGACAAAGCCGCCAUUCGGAGACAAGCUUUGGAUGUUGCGACACUGAUUGCUCGGUCGAUGGAGUUCCUCCUUUCGAAAGAGAGGUUCCUCGGCUCGGAAGAGAUGCAGAUCCGCGGACUGCUGAAUACACCGUUCCCCUUGCGGACCGCGAUACACGUGUUUGCAAGUGCACAGCAACAUGCGAUGGAGUCGUGGUGUCGCUCCGUGUUUGACGGGCUUGCCCAACGAGGCUACCCCUUUGGGCAGCUCCUGUGUGGUUGGCAUUGGGACGAUAUACCCGUGUUUCUGUCCGGAGGAUGUCUAUCUUAG
Cladophialophora carrionii CBS 160.54 is the source of this 2994-nucleotide messenger RNA. RefSeq lists its product as uncharacterized. Lineage: Eukaryota; Fungi; Ascomycota; Eurotiomycetes; Chaetothyriales; Herpotrichiellaceae. Bases 1 to 2994 code for a protein of 997 amino acids. The record is from RefSeq and is a predicted model, not a curated record. The transcript is spliced from 9 exons.